AAGAAAGAAACUACACUAUAAAAGUUGGCGUAGAUAGGUUACUCAUUCUUGUUUUAUUUUCUAUGGAGAGCUUAAUGAACAAUAAGAUGUCCAGAUAAAAAUGAUGAGCGUUUCAUUUGCCAGGACAACAUAUCGAGGAAACGUUUACAUGUCAAUAUCGUCAUCAUCAAUCAACUGUUUGUUUGCUAGGCUGGUCUUUAACAUGUGUGAAAUUGCCCUGUUUGGUCUUCAACGCUAAAUAAUUGAAGAUUUGAAGACUUACAAGGUUUCCAGUAUAGGAAAAACUUUUUAGUAUGUUCUGAUGUCUGUGUAGAUAAAGGAAGUACAUGUAUAUGACAUUCAACAUGCCUUUAACCAAAUGACAGUUUGACAUUUAGAGGACCAUGGAGAGAAUCAAGGAUUUUAUUCUGAUUUUAACACUUAUUUACAAUGUACGAGAUACUACCGCACAGGGAAGGCCGCUACAGAGUAUCAUAAGCUACAAAGGGAUCAACGGGGUUGUUCAUAUUGAACCAAAUUUCAGAGCCAACACAUCGCUCGGCGUUGUUUCUUUUCCAAACAUAAGGAGUACGUAUUUGGUGGAGAUCAGAGAGAACAGGGUGCUCAAUGACGUCACAGUCAGGUGCCUAGACCAGGAUCUGGGUAAAAGGUACUUGGGUUCCACGUGGCAGCUUGUUCCAGGCAAAGAACAUCAAUAUUUUGUCUUCACCUCCGACGCUCGCUUACUGAACGGUAGGUCAAUUCUGUUGACCAACACCGAUACCGGGGAGAGACUCUGUGGUACAUUGGAAUCAAGCUGGUUACAUAACACGGCUGAAGCGAAAUUCCAAUCAAACAUAGCAGGAAGUGUUGUGUUUAGACAACUAGAAAACGACAGUGACGCGGAUACGUCAGUGAGAGUCAAUCUUUUUAAAACACAAGAAGUUAACCCAUUUGCAGAAAACGUCUACUGGUUCCUACUUUCAAAUCCAAGUAGUGAUCAGCACAAGGUGACAAUGACGUCAGAAUGCCGACUUCCGCUUCCGUUCCCACCUUCUCUCACACAACUUUACAUCCUUGCCCGCAAAUUUGGUCGUCUGCGAGUUGGUCGGGUCAAGGACGACGCAACCUCAACGUUUGUCGAAACAGGCCUACCACUGUCCGGAGUCAGAUCAAUCAUAGGAAAUAUUCUGGUGUUAGCCAGAGGUAGCGGUGAGAUUGUCUCAUGUGCUUUUGUAGGUGACAUUGAGCCCAGACAAGCUGUUUCGUCGAUAUUUAAUGACGGCGUAAAAGGAACAAUAAAUUUCUAUCAAAGGUCUCAAUAUGAUACAACAAUAGUACAAAUCUCCUUGAGCAACCUCCGAGGUCUGGCUGGGGGUUACCACAUUCACAAGUGGCCGGUUCCCAUGAAACUGACAGCGUUAGAUAAUGUUUGUGAUGCCCAAAGCAUAAGUGGACAUUUUGAUUUUCCGAGAGACAAGCCUCGAUCCCCUCCGCCGGGGAGGGGUACUGCCGACCAGUACGAAAUUGGGGAUCUUAGCGGAAAAUACGGACUCUUAACUGGGCAGGAUAGCUUCAACGGUCAAUUCCGGGAUGACAAUUUACCCCUGUAUGGGAGGUACAGUGUAAUCGGGCGCUCACUUACAAUUCACAAGUCUUACAAGGACGAACGAUGGGUAUGUGCAACCAUUGAACCCAUCAGUCGAAUCACUAAAGCGGUGGCCAUAUUUACUGAGCCCGUCAUCGGGCGAAUUGUGUUUACCCAGGUUCGAAACAAUUACUAUGCUGAUACACAUGUGUACGUUGAGUUAAGCUACGCUAACGGGAUACAAACUCCAACAGUUGAUCAUAACUGGCAUGUUCACGAAAACCCGGUUUGCAGUUUGUUCAAUGAUAGACCGUGCUCUUGUUCAGCAGCAGGUGGACACUUUAAUCCUUUUCGUGUUAACGUGACAGGAAACUACCCAAAUGCAUGUCGGCCUGACAACCAUUUAAGAUGUGAACUCGGUGAUAUAUCCGGAAAACAAGGACCGGUUAAUAUUCGAACUAAAGAUGGAAUAUGGUAUAGGAAUUAUUUUACUGAUACAAAUUUACCUCUUGAAGGACCACUCGGUAUAAUAGGUAAAUCGAUCGUGAUACAUGAUCAAAACAAAGGGAAAGGCCGUCUGGCAUGCGCAAACAUUUUUGAAGUUCCGGCAAGGGCUUUGUUUGUCGAAAACUGGUAUGGUUCGGAACCAUCAUCCGUUUCUGGCCUUUUCGAAUUUGUUGGCAGUGUUCCUCAGUAUGAAGAUGCGAUAGCAUGGACCUCUCUGCGUUUGAUGGGAUUAAAUCGUGGGGCUGGAGAGUACCACAUACACACUGAACCUGUUGAUCCAUCAUCACCUAACCCCUGCGCUGACAGUGUAGUCGGCGGUCAUUUUAAUCCUUUCUUCAUUAACAAAACAAACAGUCCACCCCCUGGAACUGGGACUCAUGAUUUUUACGAGGUUGGAGACCUUAGCGGCAAGUAUGGAUCAGUUCUGCAAGGCAGAGAAACAGCUCUAGCUUCCGGUCCUGACAACUUCUUGCCUGUAACCGGACCACUUAGUAUCAGUGGUAGAUCGUUAGUUAUCCAUACUGGGAACGGAUCGCGGUGGGUGUGUGGUAACAUUGAGGAGAACAUCGAGUUGUCCGGGGGAAGAGUUGUCCGAAUGAUUGCAAGGUUCACCAGAGGCAUGUUAAUUGGUGGAGUUAUAUUGAAACAGUAUGUCUACACUGAUAAUACGGUCAGCGAUACAGAGAUUUGGAUGGACCUAAGAUUUCGGAACAAUGAGGGAUUAAGGGUAAAUACGAACGACUCUGCAGAGAUUAGAGGGCUGAAUUGGCACGUGCACGUGCAUGGUGUGGUAGAAGGAGGUAACUGUCAAGAUGCUGGUCCACACUACAACCCUUACAACGUCAGUACCACGGCAGGAUAUGAGGAGUGUUCCUUUUCAAACCCUUACCGAUGUGAAGUAGGAGAUGUAAGCGGGAAACACGUUGUAUAUGAAAUCGGCGGUGGUCCAAGAUUUUUCACCGAUGUAAACUUGCCUUUAAUUGGUCGAUUUGGAGUUGGAAACAGGUCUAUAGUGAUUCACCAACCCAACAGAGGAGCUGGGAGAUUCGACUGUGCUAAUAUUGUUCCCUUAUUUGUAUAGUUAUCAUUGUAAUAAAACAUGGUUUGGAUUAAAAAAAUAA
This is a messenger RNA of Magallana angulata, 3195 nucleotides long. RefSeq lists its product as uncharacterized. NCBI's taxonomy places the organism in Eukaryota, Metazoa, Mollusca, Bivalvia, Ostreida, Ostreidae. The record is from RefSeq and is a predicted model, not a curated record. Gene Ontology annotation, biological process: superoxide metabolic process. Bases 384 to 3155 code for a protein of 923 amino acids. The transcript has 10 exons. Gene Ontology annotation, molecular function: metal ion binding.